Messenger RNA from Salvelinus namaycush (lake trout), 6239 nucleotides. Its product is annotated as mitotic deacetylase-associated SANT domain protein-like. The record is from RefSeq and is a predicted model, not a curated record. Gene Ontology annotation, biological process: regulation of transcription by RNA polymerase II; negative regulation of DNA-templated transcription. Bases 1 to 3774 code for a protein of 1257 amino acids. Lineage: Eukaryota; Metazoa; Chordata; Actinopteri; Salmoniformes; Salmonidae. Gene Ontology annotation, molecular function: transcription corepressor activity. The transcript is spliced from 12 exons. Gene Ontology annotation, cellular component: transcription regulator complex; histone deacetylase complex.
AUGAGUUUACCACCCCAGCAGAAACCCAACAGUAAGAGAACAGGCAAGCGCAUCUCUUUUUUCAACGACCAAGGAGUGGCGAUGAAGGAGACGUCUUCUCAGCAGAAUCCAGAAGGUUCUUGCUACGGCCUUGGUGCCCCAGCCUCAGGGCCUGGUCCUGGGCAGAGUGAGGCUGCAGGCACCGUCACCUCCACAACCUCCAACCCAGAGGCUCCACAUACUGGUGUGUACCUCAACUCAGUGAUCUUCAGUCCAGAGAAAGGAGACCAGAGUCGGGGACAUUACCAACAGACUGUACCCAUGAAGUGGGCACACCAGGUCCCAGCAGCUCAACCACAGCCUCAACAGAGAACUGGGACUGGGACUGGGAACUGGACACAGGGUGUCACUAUGGCUAACUGGGGUCAGAACUUUGCUCCCUACCUAGGGGGCGUCAGCGUCAGUGACUCACGGUCCCAGACCCAGACUGCCUUUGCCAAGCAGCAGAUCCGUGAGGGGCCUCCACCCCUGCAGCCACAGCAGCCACAGCCUCCUAGUAGGGCUGCAGAGAAGCAGCCUCCCCAGCAGCAGCAGGUGGUUAACCCUAACCCUCUGCCUGCUGGAGGAGAGGCCUACAGAGACGUUAGAGACGUGGCCAAGCCUCGCAGCCUAGAGUGGGAGCAGCAGCAUCAGGCCUCCCAACAGCAACAGCAGUCCCAGACUCAGGAAUUCCCACAGACCCUUAAGCCUGGGGCUCUAAAUGCCCAACAGCACAGCACAUCCAACCCUGCGAGCAGCUCCGUGCUUCAGCCCUUCCAGCUAGCCUUCGGCCAGCCUAAGCAACACCUAACGGCUGGCUACUACCAGGUGUUUCAGGGGGGCAAUAGGACAUUACCUAAUCUGAACUACAAUGCCCAACAGCCCAAACCCCAACCCCAUCCACAGACCCAACAGCAUCCACAGCUCCAGCAGCAGCUGCAACAGACCCAACAGCAUCCACAACUCCAGCAGCAGCUGCAACAGACCCAACAGCAUCCACAACUCCAGCAGCAGCUGCAACAGACCCAACAGCAUCCACAACUCCAGCAGCAGCUGCAACAGACCCAACAGCAUCCACAACUCCAGCAGCAGCUGCAACAACGACAACAGCAACAGAAACAAAUAUUACAGCAACAACAACAAAUGCAACAACAACAUCAUAAGAUGCAACAGCAGCAAAUGCUUCAGCAUCAACAGCAACUACAACAACAGCAACAACAACUACACAUAAAACAAGAGCAACAGUUACAACAGCAACAACAAAUACAACAGCAACAGCAAAUACAGCAACAAUUACAGCAACAACAACAAAUACAACAACAGCAAUUGCAGCAACAACAACCCCAACAUGUUCUAGAAUACUACCCCAGCAGCCAGAACCCACCUACCCACCCACACCCUCACUCCCAGCCGCCCGUGUUAGUGCCCUCCCAAGAGCCCUGUGCUCAGGCAGCAUCCUCCACAGACCUCCAGGAGAUGUCCCCAGUCCCUCCAAACACCCCCCCACACACAGACUCCCAGCUCCCCCCCACGGAGACCCAGCUCCAACCUCCCCAUAUCCAGCUGCAGCCUCGAAGGUCCAGGAGACUCUCCAAGGAAGGUGGACCACCACCAGUUGACAACCCCUUCCUCAUACCAUCUGAUGGGGCCCAGAAUGGGGCCUCUGAGGAGCCAGGUGGAGCACCGAAGGCGGAUGAAGUCCACGUUGCCCAGAUGGCCCCUACAGGGGUCAUCCAGAGCACACGCAGGAAACGGAGGGUCUCCCAGGAGGUUAACCUGGAGACGUUGGCCCAGAAAGCCUCAGAGAUGGAGUCCCUACCGCCACACAUCGUCAAGGCACAGCACCACAGGCCCUGGAGCCCCCAGAGACCAGCGCCAGGGCGAGGGACCAUGGACAAGGAUUCAGGGGGCCACAGUGCCAAGCGGCCCCGUGAUGAGAGCAUGAUGCCCCUGGUCAUCCCUGUGUCAGUCCCUGUACGGAGGCCAGACCCCUCCUCGUCCUCGUCCUCCCCAGACGGGGAGCACUCUACCCCGGGGACAGGCUGGCCACAGAGACCCUUCACCCUCCAGGACGUGACCAGUAUGGACGGCAAACCCUCCGUCAUUGUCACCCGCAGGCGAUCUCUCAGGAACUCUCUGUCAGAGAGCUCAGGACAGAACAGCGGAAUCGAGGGAGGGAACGACAACGACGGCAAGAAGCCCAAACGCCGUCCCCGGCCCGAACCCCUCUUCAUCCCCCCUCCCAAGCCUGGCACCUUCAUCGCCCCUCCUGUCUACUCCUGCAUCACUCCCUACCAGAGCCACCUCCGCUCCCCUGUCCGGCUUAUAGACAACCCCCUGACCAUGCCACCCUACACCCCCCCGCCCAUCCUCAGCCCGGUGAGAGAGGGAUCAGGUCUCUACUUUUCUACCUUCCUCUCCUCUGCUGCAUCCAGCCAGGGUCUGCCUCCACCCAGGGUCUGCCUCCAGCCAGGGUCUGCCUCCAACCAGGGUCUGCCUCCACCCAUCACGCCCAAAUCAGCCACUCGCAGCCUGCUGCGAUCCAACAGCGUUGACAUAACCCCACCACUGCUCUCGGCGAUCGGUGAGGCCACUCCAGUCAGCAUAGAACCGCGUAUAAACAUCGGUGUGAGGUACCAGGCAGAGGUACCAGAGCUGAGGCAGCGUUCAGCAGCCCAACAAGACCAUCCCAAGGCUGAGCUGGUCUGGGCUCCUCUCCACGACCUGGAGGCUAAACCUGGAGACCAGGAGAGAGUGGAUGACCUCAUGAACCUGGCGUGCUCAAGCGCUCUGCACGGCGGAGGGACCAAUCAGGAGCUGGCUCUGCACUGCCUGUACGAGUGCAAGGGUGACAUCAUGGAAGCGUUGGUCCUCCUGCUAUUGAAAACCCCCAUCUUCCCAAAGAACCACCGUCUAGGAUACUACCACUACUCCGGGUCAGACAGCUGGACCCCAGUUGAGAGAAGUUGCUUUAACAAAGGAAUCGCUGCCUAUAAGAAAGACUUCUUCAUGGUCCAGAAACUGGUAAGCACUAAGACGGUGGCUCAGUGUGUGGAGUUCUACUACAGCUAUAAGAGGCAGGUGAAGACGGGUCGGAACGGAGCUCUGAUCUACGGAGACAUGGAUCCACCUGAGAGCAGGAACACUGAGGAGGAGCUGGACCACAAGAGCUCUCAGAGCUCUCAGAGCUCUCAGAGAUUAGAAUCUCGGAAGGAAGAGGAAGACAACAGGAACUGGGAGGGGUCAUUUGACAGGAAGCAGCGGGGCUCCAGUCCAAGCAGGAUGACACAGACGUUACAGGCCACAGAGAACGCUGGAGCAGUCCUGGUGCUGAAGACACAGGAGGAUGUGAGGAGAGACCAGAUGUCUUCCCGGGUCAGUCACCCCCCUCAGCGCCCUCCCAGCGCCCCCUCCAAACCACGGCCGCCUCCCAAGACCGGGACCAUAUCAGGGACCAAGGGCCCCGCCGGACCAGAGGGAGAGUUCCCUUGCAAGAAGUGUGGCAGGAUCUUCUACAAGGUGAAGAGCCGCAGUGCCCACAUGAAGAGUCACGCGGAGCAGGAGAAGAAGGCCGCAGCGCUGAGGCAGAAGGAGGCGGAGGAGAAGGCAGCGGCCCAGGCGGCGGCAGAGGCUGCAGCGUUACUGGCCGCGCGGCAGAACGGGGAACGGGAGGGGAACACAGCCGGAGGAGACAGCACAAACGAUGACUCAUCUGAGGAAAAUGAUGAUGAAGAGGAAGAUGAGGACUGGCACUAAGACCAUAGAGAUAGAAAACGAGCCCACCCCACCUGUCUUUGCCAUUAUGGAAAGUGCACACUCAAUCUAUCUGGCUAAGACAGACAGACAGACACACUGACAGACAGACAGACAGACAGACAGACAGCCCUCUCCACUGUCAGGGUGAGGGGUAACAAACAGAACAGAGCAGAACUCUGAGGCCUCAGAACCCUAAUGCCCUCGAGUGUUCAGCUACGGCUCCUAGUGCUCAAGGGACAUUUUACGCCCUCUUGUUACGCCUGAUUUAGCAGCAUUUCUCUGGGAAAAAACUGUCUUUAUAAACCAACUGCUUUUUUAUUGUUUCAUGGAACAGGAUCUCCUAUCUUGACACUUUCAGGGACAAGUUCUCUCACGCGUUUUCUCCCUCUUCCCUUUAACCUGCUUGUGAAGUGUUCAGGGGUUAACUCUCUCAGGCACACAGUAGGGCAGGAAAGAAAGCCAUGCCAUCUCUCUCUCUAACACCAAUACUUUUAUUUCUCCUGUCUGCCAUCCACCCCUGGCUUCUUCCUCUUCCUGUCAGCACUUUCAGCCAAUCACAACACAGCACACAGACUCAUCAGGUGGGAACUAUAUAGCCACGCCCCCAGCCCAGCCUUUAAAAACUAGAAUAGUUUGUGAUGCCUGGCAAUGCAAGACUACAUGAACCACAAUGCAACCCGGCUUGGCCACUGCUUUCUCUACUCUCUGCUCCCCAGUUUGAUAUGUUAUUAUGAAUAGAAGGACACCAUAUGAGUGAUUGGGACCAUGCAAUAUUGAAGUUGAAAGGACUUCCAGGUCAUGAAAAGCCCAGAUAGACUGAUGUGGUGGUAACACCAAAGAUGGUGGAUAAAUGAAGAUUUCCCACUCAGGCAGUUUACCAUUGAAAAAAAUGGUCAGUGCUUAAGGGGGUGGCUCUCCCAUAGGCACCAAUGCAUUAGUAGCUGGGUCUGAUCCGCCUAGUUCAUUGACUGUACAUGAACCAGAAAAAGUGGGAUGUCUCACUUCUUCCGUCUCUCGUAACACUGCCUGUGUGGAGGCUUACCUACAUGUGAAGGAACAGUUUAUGGAACAGAACACACAUCGUUGUGUGAGUUUCAGCGUUUUUCCUGUUUGGGACUUUUUCACUCACUCAAGGCUGCCAAACGCACAGACGCGUCGGUCCUCAGUUCACCAAACUGGUUUCGUCUUCGUUUCAAAUGCUGUUCUUUUGGGUUUUAGUUGUGUGAAUCCCUACCCUGAUCACUUUGUUUAUAGUCAUCAUGUGGUGUUUCUCCUCACUGUCGAUGCCUUGGAUGUUUUUACCGCUUUUUAUCUUUGGAUGAACGACAAUCAAUUUUACAAAGGUUAUUUUUAUAUUCAACGAAUUACUGUUGCUUUUUUGCUUAUUAUAUCAAAUUGUUAAUGUUGUUUUUUGUUAAUAAUAUUGUUAUUAAUAAUGUCACUGUUGUCUCUUGUAUUAUUGUGAUUUUGGGUUGUUUUUGCGGCAGGUUGCUUUGGAGAUUCUCAUUUGACUGUAGUUUCGGGUUAUUUAAGACAUUGCUUUCGCUGUCUGUUUUGAACUGUGAGGUUUUAGAAUUACAUCUAAAGACAGUCUGAGUAGAGAAGAGAUGUGAAACAGAAUUGUAAACGUGCAGUAGAUAGAACAACCACGUGAUCCCUGAUGACAACACCCCCUCCCCCUUAUUUCUUGUAUCCAGAUGUCACCCAAAUGUAAAACGGUUUAGGUAAGGUAAUGGUAGGGGUUAAGGUCAGGGUUUGGGUUGGGUUUAGGGUACGGACAUCCCAAGGAUUCCGGGAUAGCACUAACCACAUCAUUACGGCAGGAGGAAAGAGUGAGGAAAACAUGAUGAUGAUUUUGACUUGAAUGGGUAUGUCCACUCUAUUUAUAUUGUCUGGACUUCGAAAAGGAUGUCUCUAUCUAUCUGACUAUCUUAUUGUCGACAUAUAUCGUUCUGCCAAGCUCCAUAUCUCUAUCUCUAUUGCCUCUGCCAAGCGCCAGACCAGACUCUAUCUGUCGCCAAGGCAACAAACGAGCAGGCUGAAGAUUCUUCUCCUUAAGCAGUCAGCCACAGUGGGGAGCAGAGAGGAACAGCUCCAAUUACCGGACCCAGUUAAACCUACCUGGGUACUAUGCACUGUGUGUGUGUCAGAGGAGGCUGGCGGGGAGGGCUAUAGGAGGACGGGCUCAUUGUAAUGGAAUACAUGGAACAGUAUCAAACAUUUACAUUUGAGUCAUUUAGCAGACACUCUUAUCCAGAGCAACUUACAGAAGCAAUUAGGGUUAAGUGCCUUGCUCAAGGACACAUCGACAUAUUUUUCGCUCGGGAAUUCCAACCAACAACCUUUUGGUUACCGGCCCAAUGCUUUUAUCUCCUAGGCUACCUGCCACCACCAGAAACAACGUGUUUGACUCCAUUCCACUGAUUCCAUUCCAGACAUUACAAACAGCCCAUACUCCUAUAGCU